Stylonychia lemnae is the source of this 1689-nucleotide messenger RNA. The record is from the annotation of a GenBank genome assembly. NCBI's taxonomy places the organism in Eukaryota, Ciliophora, Spirotrichea, Sporadotrichida, Oxytrichidae.
AUGGAGUAAUCAGCAAAGCUAAACAGCAGCAAAUUUGCACUUUAGCUACCAGACAUUGAAUCAUCUCUGCAGAACCCUACUAUUUUAAUAUACUCUGGUGUUUUCUGUCCAUUUAAUAAUAAGCACCUUAUCAAUUUAGACAUUGCUAGAAAAUAACUUAAAAUUUAAAAUGAGUUUAAUGUGAUUUGUGCAAUUUUGAUACCUUUGCAUGAUCUACAAAUUAGGAAAAAAAACAAUGGAAUGCCUCUUCUUCCAAAUAAGCAGAGAAAGGAUUUGAUACAAGCAGCUAUUGAACUUAGAGAAAGUGUCUUAGACUUGCCUAUUUUAAGCUUCGAUAAGCUAAUUGAAUCGAAAGACAAUUAGAGUUUAGGUUAGAUUACUGUUGAAAUCUUGAAGUAGAUCAAGGAUAAAUAUGGUGAUUAGGAAAUUCAAGUUAUUACAAUAAUGAGUAUUAAUAAACUUAACUAAGCUGUAGCAAUGUCUGAUUAUAUAAGAAAUCCCUAUUAAAGAAUAGGUUUAAUAAUGGAUUAAGAAGUUUAAGUAAAAGAAUUUGAGGGAUUGGAAGAUUAGAUCUUAGAUAAUCCAUUGCUAAGCAAAACAUUAUUAGUUUUAAAAUCUGAUUACAACCAAGCAAUUACCAUUAAGAAUUCUCCAUCAAAAGAAGUUCGAGAUUUAAUAAAUGCUCAAAAUUUCUAGUAACUAGAUAAUGCGUUGUCUUAAGAUCUCAUUAAAUUUAUUAUUGAUAACAAGAUAAUUUUCAAAAUAUGUAAAACAAAAAAUCAGGUUAUUUAAAACAAAGAGGAAGUCUUGAAAGAUAUCGAUAGAAAUAAAGUAAAAAUUAUAGAAUACAGUUAACUGAAGUAGAUAAGAUUUUGGCCAGUUAUCUUAGGCAAGGGAGUUUAAGGUGUAGUUGAAUAAAUGAAUUUGACAUUAAAUAAUGAUGAAGUGACACCUGUAGCAGUAAAAAAGAUUAAAUUAAACCAGCAAAGAUCUAGGAGACUUGACACUUUCGUUAGAGAGGUCAGAGCUCUUUCUGCAAUUCAGCAUAAAAACUGUGUGUAGAUGUUUGGAGUUGGACAUCACGAAGAUAUUGUAUUUACUGUAAUGGAAUUGUGCGAAAACGGCUAGAGUGGAUGGGACUUCACCAGAACUAAUCAUCAUUUAUUUCAAGAAUAAUUUGAUGUAAAGAUUAUUUUAGGCUUUGCUUAUCUUGCAGAAGCUUCUGCUUAAAUGGCCAAAAGCGGCAUACUCCACAGAGAUUUUACGUUGGACAAUAUAUUAGUCUUUCCCUCAGAUGAAUAUCCCUUAUUCAAGAUAUGUGAUUUCGGUGUAAGUGCAACUGAGGCAGAUAAGCAUCUAUUGCCAAGAGGAAAGACAAGAAAUUACAGUCCAGAGGCAAUUAUUGAUAAGAAUAAUUAUGUUCCAAGAAGUGAUGUCUACAUGUUUGGGCUGAUUAUGUACGAGAUGUUUCAUAAUGAACUGGUUUGGAAUUAAUUCAAUACUAGUGAUGCUAAUGAGCAAGUUUUCUUAGGAAAAUUGCCUGAAUGGAAAGUAGAUUUUGUGCCAGAGCCAUUAGUGGAGAUUAUUUAUGAAUGUAUUGCAUUUGACAUUAAUUAGAGAUUGGAUUUUGAAGUUGCGUCUUAGAAAUUAUUUGAAGUUUAUAAUUAGCUUAUAAAAGAAAAUCAUUGA